This is a messenger RNA of Musca domestica (house fly), 2082 nucleotides long. RefSeq names its product DNA repair protein XRCC1. The record is from RefSeq and is a predicted model, not a curated record. Gene Ontology annotation, biological process: double-strand break repair via nonhomologous end joining; base-excision repair; single strand break repair. The transcript has 7 exons. Gene Ontology annotation, molecular function: damaged DNA binding. Bases 343 to 2067 code for a protein of 574 amino acids. Lineage: Eukaryota; Metazoa; Arthropoda; Insecta; Diptera; Muscidae. Gene Ontology annotation, cellular component: nucleus.
CAUAUAUCAUUCAUAAACAACAGAGUGCCCCGGACUUCUGCUGUUUAUUUUUUAAGUAUUACUUUUUCAUAUUCGUUUCAUUUUGGUUUCCACGCGAGUAUUCGCUCUGUUCUACAACAACCACAAUAACAAAAAACCCAUCUCACCUUAACAAGAACAUUGGUAUUGCACACAUUACUUGAACAGGGAUCAAACUAAAAAUAUAAAUUGCAGAAAGCCAUUGAAGAAUGAAUUUUUGCUGGUUGAAGUAAAGUGCGAAUAUUUAAACUGAAUCUACAGUAUAUUUCGCGGUCAUUUUGUUUCGCUUUGCCAAUUUAUGAAUAUUCCAAACUAAGUUACAAUAUGCCAUUUGCGUCCUUUUCAAGAAUACGAGAAGUUAGCAGCGAGGAUGAUCAUCAUUUGGCGGAAAAUUUGAUAAAACCGUCUCAAGGAAAGAAAUGGAAAACCAAGUCAGUGGGAGAGAAAUCGGCUUACGUUAUACUUGAAUUAGAUGAAGCUCAGCAGAUCACAGGCAUCGAUAUUGGUAACGAACAUUCGGCCUUUAUUGAGGUUUUGGUGGGAAAAUCCACGUCGACUCCUGAUGAUUUCACAGAAAUUUUAAUAACAUGUUCCUUUAUGACUCCAAUAGAAAGUAGAAGUUCGAAUAAUCCAAAUAGAGUGAGAUGUUUUUGCACGGAUGCUUUGGUACCCAGCGUAGCAGAAAAGAAGUGGUCUUUACUCAAAAUAAUUUGUACACAACCAUUUAAUAAACACGUCCAAUAUGGUCUUUCAUUUGUUAAAGUACACGUUGCAUCAAAAAACUCUACAAAAGAUACAGGGCUGGCACCUGCGAAGGAAAUAGAUGCUAAACCAACCCCACUACAAAUUGGAAUGUUUAAAUUACGAGAAGAUUCACCUGAUUCGGAAACCAGCGGAGUUUCCAGCCUAUUUAAUCGCUGGAAAACUAACAAAGAUGCAAAUGAACACUCUGCGGCAGCUUCCAUUAGAAAUGCAGCCAACAGUAGCUGCGAAAAACAAUCCCGUGAAAAUUUUAAAGAAAUAAAAUCAAAUGAUUCAUUUAAAAACUCAAAAAUUGAAGUGCGGGACAGGAAUCGCUAUGAUUUGAUGUUUGGAGUCGCAGAUGAUACGAAUACAGAAAAAGAAGCUCGACUGGCCAAGGAAAUCGAGGCUGAAAAAGAAAGACGGAGGAUUGAAGCAAAAAAGCGUGAAGAAAUAAAAGAAAAAGAAAAACGUAAAUCACUGGACAUAUUACCGCAACACUCCACAGGAAAUAACAGAAAAGAGAAGCCACAAACGGUUAACCCACAUAACUUAGAAAAUGAGCCUGCCAAAAAGCGUUCGAGUUCGCCAAAUAGGAAGCCUGCAAAAAAGAUCAGACCUUCAGAAAUAAAAUACAAGCCCUUCAACCUACUACUUAAAGGAGUAGUUUUAGUAAUCAGUGGCAUUCAAAACCCUGAUAGGGCCGAUUUGAGAAGUAAAGCUCUGGCUUUAGGUGCAAAGUACAAAUCAGAUUGGGAUAAUACCUGUACUCAUUUGAUAUGUGCAUUUAAAAAUACGCCAAAAUAUAACCAAAUAAAGGGUAAAGGAAAAAUCGUAACGCGCUCGUGGGUAGAAAAAUGCUACAACACAAAAAAAUACAUACCAUGGAGAAGGUUUGCUCUAGACACUGAAGAAUUAACAAAGACCGAAAGCGACGAAGAGAUAUUUGCUGAAUCAUUACUGCCUUCUAAUUUGGCAGCCCGAAAAAAUCACGAUAGUGAACGUGACGAACGCAACGAAACAUUAUCUCUUUACGACUUAGAUGAACAACCAUUAAAACAGCAAUCUAGGAACAACGCCUCGACAUCUUCUUCUGAAAAUGACACCGAUGAUGAAAUUAAUCACGUAAAAGAAACGGGAAUGAAACCUUUUGCAGUGGAAUUGAAACCUUUUGCAGUGGAAAUGAAACAUUUUGCAGUGGAAAUGAAACCUUUUGCAGCGGGAAUGAAACCUUUUGCAACCGAAAUGAAACCUUUUACAACCGAAAUGAAACUUUUUGCAAAUCAAAUGAAACUUUUAGAUUUUUAGAAGGAAAAAUAACAA